Molecule: messenger RNA, 900 nt
Organism: Ananas comosus (pineapple)
Lineage: Eukaryota; Viridiplantae; Streptophyta; Magnoliopsida; Poales; Bromeliaceae
Exons: 1
Cellular component (GO): mitochondrial ribosome; mitochondrial large ribosomal subunit
Source: RefSeq, a predicted model, not a curated record
AANGGCGGCGGCGGCGACGACUCCUCCGCGGCGUCCCGCGGCGGCCGGUCCCACCGCGACGCCGUGGAGCGCCUCAACCAGAUGGUCUCCUCCUGCCUCUCCGCCCCCACCCCGCUCCGCCACCUCUCCCCCAAAGACCGCCGCCGCGAGGCCGAGCGCGAGAAGCUCGGCCUCAUCUCCAAGGAGCGCCAGCGCGAGCUCGACCUCGCCAAGGCCCGGUCCAAGAAGAGCCCCGCCGCCUCCGAGGAGGAGCGCGUCCUCAUGGGCACCCCGGGCCUCGACCCCAUCACCCUCGGCCUCGUCGACGCCGACGCCAUCCCCAGCUACGAGCUCACCGUCGAGGACGGCCGCCGCCUCGCCAAGGAGUACAGCCGGGUGCUCAUGCGCCGCCACCGUGCGCGGCAGGCCGCCGAGUCCAACCUCCUCCGCCUCAAGAAGGCGGCCGUUGCCGCCCUGCCCGACCACCUCCGGGCCGCCGCCCUGGUGCCCGACCUGACGCCGUUCCCGGCCAACAGGUUCAUGGCCACCCUCACGCCGCCCAUCGAGGGCUACAUCGAGCAGGUUCGCGAGGCCGCCAAGAAGUACUCGGUCAAGGAGAAGCUGCGGUAGAAAGGCCGCAAAUAACCCAAAAAGAGCCUCCUUUUUGAGGUGAGAUCUAUGACCACUUAUGCUCUGUUACAGGAUUCUUGGUUUUCGCUUUUCAUCGUGUACUCUUUAGUCUCAGCAGUCGAGUGGUUUCCGGACAUUGUUCAAAUGGUUGUUCAGUGAGAGAUAAUUUAUUUAUCAAUAAAAUUUAGAUAUUUCUCAUUUCUUGUUUUUUGUUGUAUAUUAUUCAUUUCAGGUAUUUGUAUUCUGUGAUUUAAUGCCAAAUGAGUGCUUUAGGCAUCGGUAUUAGCUUUA